AUGCUGAGAAAACUAGCCAUGAGUACCAUCGCUAACACCGGUAAGAUCAUUCCCAACCGAGCAUUGACCCAGAAUCUCAGGAAAGAUGUGUGGUCGUUGACCAACGAGGCAGCAGCAGUUGCAUCGCAAAACGCUCAAAACAAGAAUCGCGAAUUGAUCAAUUUGGGACAGGGCUUUUUUUCGUAUUCACCACCAGAAUUCGUGAUCCAACAGGCCCAAGAGGCCCUUACAUCGCCCAUGGUCAAUCAAUAUGCUCCCACUAAAGGCCGUCCAUCUCUCCUAAAUUCGCUAAUAAACUUGUACUCGCCCCUUUACGGUAAACAGCUGGCUCCCGAAAACGUGCAGGUCACCACCGGUGCCAAUGAAGGUAUUCUAUCGUGUUUGGUGGGUCUGCUCAAUCCGGGCGACGAAGUAAUUGUGUUUGAGCCCUUUUUCGACCAGUACAUCUCAAAUAUCCAAAUUCCGGGCGGGAAAGUUACUUAUGUGCCCUUGCAUCCCCCUAAAGAAAUCUCAGAGCGUGUCACUCAGGGAACAGAAUGGCGUGUGGAUUACGAUGAGCUGCGUCGUGCUGUGACGCCAAAAACCAAGGCUUUGAUCAUCAAUUCGCCUCACAACCCAGUUGGUAAGGUUUUCACGCGCGAAGAGCUACUCCAAAUAGGCCAAAUCUGCGUGGAGAAUAACAUCAUUAUCAUUUCCGAUGAAGUUUACGAACACCUGUAUUUUACACCCGAAUUCACUCGCAUUGCCACUUUGACUCCCGAAAUCGGACAACUUACGUUAACUGUAGGGUCCGCUGGCAAAACUUUUGCUGCUACGGGAUGGCGAGUCGGUUGGGUCGUAUCUCUCAACGCAGAUCUUCUGAAAUACGCAUCCAUGGCUCACACCCGAAUCUGUUUCUCGACGCCAUCUCCUUUGCAAGAAGCCUGUGCCAGUUCUCUUGAAACGGCACUUGAAAAUGGUUAUUUCGAAAAAAUGCGUCAAGAGUACAUUCGCAAGUUCGAGAUCUUCACAAAAGUAUUUGACGAGCUUGGCCUACCUUACACCAAGCCCGAGGGUACUUACUUCGUAGUUGCCGAUUUCUCGAAGGUCAAGAUCCCACAGGAUUACCCAUUCCCAGAAGAACUACAAUCCAAGGCCAAAGACUUCAGAAUCUCUUACUGGCUCGUCAACGAACUCGGUGUCGUGGCCAUUCCACCCACAGAAUUUUACAUUCCAGAGCAUGAAAAGGUGGCAGAGAACCUGUUACGAUUUGCCGUUUGUAAAAGUGACGAUUAUUUGCAAAAAGCCGUUGAUAGAUUAAGGCUAUUGAAAAACUACAUUUAG
This is a messenger RNA of Lachancea sp. 'fantastica', 1323 nucleotides long. The record is from the annotation of a GenBank genome assembly. NCBI's taxonomy places the organism in Eukaryota, Fungi, Ascomycota, Saccharomycetes, Saccharomycetales, Saccharomycetaceae.